This is a messenger RNA of Clarias gariepinus (North African catfish), 3709 nucleotides long. RefSeq names its product cyclin-dependent kinase 11B (gene cdk11b). Lineage: Eukaryota; Metazoa; Chordata; Actinopteri; Siluriformes; Clariidae. The record is from RefSeq and is a predicted model, not a curated record. Bases 96 to 2474 code for a protein of 792 amino acids. The transcript is spliced from 19 exons. Gene Ontology annotation, biological process: regulation of mitotic cell cycle; protein phosphorylation. Gene Ontology annotation, molecular function: cyclin-dependent protein serine/threonine kinase activity; ATP binding. Gene Ontology annotation, cellular component: nucleus.
GACGUUUGCUAGCACAGCUAACGUUACAGCUGAAUGUACGACUAGUUUAAUCAGCAUGCUUUAAACCAAACCUAGCUGGUCGUGAUUUGGAGCUGAUGGGGGACGAAAAAGACACCUGGAAGGUUAAAACACUGGAUGAAAUUUUACAAGAGAAAAAACGCAGACGUGAGCUUGAGGAGAAGACCGAACCUAAGCGCUUGAAAAAUCCGGAUGAUCGGGAAUCCAAACGUGACACUCCAGAAGAAGGAGAAUUACGGGACCACAGGAUGGAAAUAACCAUUCGCAACUCUCCAUACAUGAGGGAAGAUUCAACAGAAGACAGAGGAGAGGAAGAUGACUCGUUAGCUAUAAAACCUCCUCAGCAGAUGUCCAGAAAAGACAAGUCUUACCACAGGAAAGAAGAGAAGCGGAAGGAUAAAAGGAGACGCAGGAGCCACUCUGCAGAGGGUGUCUCUUUCGAAGCGGGCAAACACAUCCGCGUAAAGGACAAAGAAAAGGAACGGGAGAACGAAAGACGGAAACGACAGUGGCAGGACGACACCAAAGUUCGCAGGGACUAUGAACGACAGAAGCGCCGCGAUCAGGCCAGGGCCCAUUCACGCAGGGAGAGGGACCGCCUGGAGCAGCUGGAGCGCCAACGUGAGAGGGAAAGAAAGCUGCGUGAGCAGCAACAAAAGGAGCAGAGAGAGCAGCGUGAGCAGAAAGAGAGGGAAAGAAGGGCUGAGGAGAGGCGUAAGGAUCGGGAGGCACGGCGAGAAGGUCCUCCUUUACACCAUCGAGGCGGCACCCUGGAGGAUUACGGAGAAAAGAUCAAGUCUAGGCACCGCAGCCGUAGCCGGAGUCCUGUCCGCCUACAGAGAGAGCAAAGACCAGAGAGUAGUGAGCGUCGACGACCAGUGAAAGAAGAGAAACAAGAGGAUUUACUGGCUGAUCUUCAGGACAUCAGUGACAGUGAAAGAAAGACAAGCACUGCAGAGUCUUCAGUUGGCUCAGCUUCCGGUUCAGAGGAAGAGGAGGAUGAGGAGGAAGAGGAGUCAAGCAGCCGGAGUGAGGAAAAUGAAGAGGGAGAGUCGGGAUCAGAGUCUGAUGGAUCUGAUCAGAGUGCAGAAGACGUGAGUGAAGAGGAGCAAUCAGAAGAGGAGGAAGACGAAAGAGAGAAUGGCGAACACAUACCUGCUGUUCCAGAGUCACGGUUUGAUCAUGACUCGGAGGAGAGUGUUGAGGAAGAUGAGGAUGAGGAAGUAGAUGCAGGUGAUGUGACCCCUCAGUCUCACUCUCAGUCAGCCACACCAGAGGGAAAUUAUGUCCCAGAUUCACCACCAGUCUCACCUGUAGAGCUGAAAAAAGAGCUGCCCAAAUAUCUGCCUGCCUUACAGGGAUGCCGUAGCGUGGAGGAAUUCCAGUGUCUGAACCGCAUAGAAGAAGGUACAUAUGGGGUGGUAUACAGAGCCAAAGACAAGAAAACUGAUGAAAUUGUAGCUCUUAAAAGACUGAAGAUGGAAAAGGAGAAAGAGGGAUUUCCAAUUACCUCCCUCCGAGAGAUCAACACCAUCCUGAAGGCACAGCACCCCAACAUUGUCACUGUCAGGGAAAUAGUGGUGGGCAGUAAUAUGGAUAAGAUCUACAUAGUGAUGAAUUAUGUAGAACAUGACCUAAAAAGUCUCAUGGAAACCAUGAAACAGCCCUUCCUCCCAGGUGAAGUGAAGACUCUGAUGAUUCAGCUACUAAGGGGAGUCCGCCAUCUCCAUGACAACUGGAUCUUGCAUCGUGACCUUAAGACCUCCAACCUGUUGCUGAGCCACAAGGGCAUUUUAAAGAUUGGCGAUUUCGGACUGGCACGAGAGUACGGUUCCCCGCUGAAGCCUUACACACCGGUGGUGGUCACUCUGUGGUACCGCGGCCCAGAGCUUCUUUUGGGGGCAAAGGAAUACUCCACAGCUGUGGACAUGUGGUCAGUGGGCUGCAUAUUUGGAGAGCUACUCACCCAGAAACCACUCUUCCCGGGCAAGUCGGAGAUCGACCAGAUCAAUAAAAUAUUUAAGGACCUUGGCUCUCCCAGUGAGAAGAUUUGGCCCGGCUACAACGAGCUGCCUGCGGUGAAGAAGAUGACUUUUACAGAAUAUCCAUAUAACAACCUGCGCAAACGCUUUGGAGCUCUGCUUUCAGACCAAGGCUUCGACCUCAUGAACAAAUUCCUUACCUACUGCCCCGCCAAGCGGAUCAGCGCAGACGAGGCUUUGAAGCACGAGUAUUUUCGGGAAACGCCGCUCCCCAUCGAGCCCUCGAUGUUCCCGACUUGGCCGGCAAAGAGCGAACAGCAGCGGGUGAAAAGGGGAACGAGCCCCCGACCCCCGGAGGGAGGACUGGGCUACAGCCAGCUGGGUGAUGAUGAUCUAAAAGACACUGGCUUCCACUUGACAACAGCCAACCAAGGACUAUCCAAGUCAGGUCCGGGAUUCAGUCUCAAGUUCUAAAAGAAAAAAGGGCCAAGGGAAAUGGUUUGCUCUUUGUGGCACUAAUGCUAGGACUCGUUUAAAAGAGACUCACUGAAAGCUGACCAGACUUUCCUUCGCGGUUCCUUGACGCACACUGUUAAAAACAGUAAGAAGAUGGAGAAAUUCAAGUUCCAUCCUGUUCAUCUACUCCCAGCAGUUAAAGGCAAUAUCCUGAUUCUACAUCACACACAAUCCCGAACUGGGGUUCUGGGUGCUUAUAGGAUCUUUUUUUUUUUCUUCUUCUUCUUCUUUCCUCUUCUUUCUUUUUUUUUUUUUUUUUUUUUUUUAAAGAUUUUCCAUCAUUUACUGCCGUUUGUCUCAUUGGUGUUUGUCUAAAGGUUUUGCUCCCACUGUACUUCAAGUCUGAUCCCAUCAGAUUUUAAACUUCAUAUGGUUUUCAAGCAACAGACAAAGGACUGUUCAAGUUUAAAACCAUAUUCCAGCCUACACAUAUUGGACUCAUAACCGGAGUUGUGUAAUAACACGGUUUGCCAAGAGUGUUGGUCAUUGACACAGGUGAUAUUCUGUUGUAAGAAAUAAACUGUUUCCAAGUCUAUUUAUACACUUUUACUAUUUCUUACAUUUCUUGGUAUGCAGCGGUGAUUUUUAAAGCAGCGUUUGACUACAGCUACAAAGCUGACGUUUUAAACAGAAAUAACUAAAAGUGGAGAAAACAGUCAGGGCAGCCUUGAAAGCAGCUCCAGCACCAGAUGUCCAGAAAUGAUGUCAUUCUAUCGCUGUGCGCACACACUCGGCACAAUCAAGUCUGCCUCCUCCAUUUUAUUAGCGAAGGAGCCAGAGUGGCUUUUCUGUUGAAGAUGAUAUUCUCCACUUUAGUCAUGGAUACUUAAUUAUUUAGGAGUUUUAAAAAUUGAAAAUGAGAAAUGAAAGAGCUUGAAUUUCCCAGAUGUUACAUAGCAUUUUGUUUCCUUGUGAAGUUUCGAUUCACUGGAUGAUCUGACCGUCCUUUAAUUUCUUCAGGAGUCACAGGUGCUUUAUUGAAUGUUUGAAAUUUCCUGUAGGUGGGAGUUGUCUGAAUUACAAUUACUGGUCAUUUUUUAUAUUUUUUUUUGAGUAUGGGCUUUUGCAGAUGCUGGUUUCAUUGAAUGUCUAUUCAGUCACCUCAGAACAAAUUUUAAGGCCGCUAAAAUUGAUUAUGGAUUUACUGAUCAAAUUGUGAAAAAUGUCAUUAUAAUAAACUAAAGCUAAAAAUC